This is a messenger RNA of Doryrhamphus excisus (bluestripe pipefish), 3462 nucleotides long. It is a transcript of the gene malt2, whose product is annotated as MALT paracaspase 2. The record is from RefSeq and is a predicted model, not a curated record. NCBI's taxonomy places the organism in Eukaryota, Metazoa, Chordata, Actinopteri, Syngnathiformes, Syngnathidae. Gene Ontology annotation, biological process: proteolysis. Gene Ontology annotation, molecular function: cysteine-type endopeptidase activity.
UUGUGGAAAGGUGGUGUGUUCGAAGCAUGUUCGUAUUUCAAUGUACACUUUUUCAACAGCUGUUUCAAACAUACUUCUUCCUGGAGAUGUACUUCCUUUUUUUUUUUUACAAAGACCUGAUGGGGAAAGUCCCCUUAGCGAAAGUGACAUUUUUACCGGUGCUACUUCCUUUUGAGUAAUUUGAGUGAUGUUUUUCCUUUUGCCGUCCAGCGGACAUACGGAUGAUGGAGGAGUGUAGCUCCACUGUUGCUAAUCUGGGAGAAGAAGUGAUGGACAGGUUGGCCAAGAUGUUGGAUGACGCCAGCUGUGGAUGGAGGGAGCUAGCUACAGCUGUGUCUGAGCAGCCCGAAUUACACUGCAGUGAAAGGGACGUGACCAGAUGCUCGCUCCAGGUGCUGACUGCUGCAGGAAGCCCGGGACGCAGCCUCUUAGGUCUGCUGGCCGAUCGAUGCUGCUCCCAGGACUUCCUGCUCCGCUGCCUGAAGAAGAUCGGCCACCAGGAGGCUGUACAGCUCCUCACUGCGACGGAACACCCAGAAACACGGCAGAUCCGGGUUACAGCACAUCCCAAGUCGCUGCAGGCGGAGCUGGGCAGCAGGGUGGCGUUGACAUGCAGUGCCUCGGGACCGGCCGGUCUUAGUUACCAGUGGUUCAGAGGCAAAGAGGAGAUUUUGGAAGCGACUGGAAGCACUCCUGAGCUGGUUCUGUGUCCCUUGGGCCCCGAGCACCAGGGUUGGUACAUCUGUCGGGUCAACCACGGAGACACCUUCUGCUUCUCCCAGUGGGCUCGGGUGCGCUUGGUUCACCCGCCAGUCAGCACCGAUCCAGGCUGUGGUAGCGCCCUCUUUUCAGGGUCGGGCAGCGGUCUGCGUAUCAUCUACCAGCCUCGGUCCCAGGCCGUGUCUGAUGGUGAUGCGCUGCUCCUGGAAUGCAACGCCCUGGCAGAGCCCCCUGCCCAGUACCAGUGGUACCACGACUCCGUUCCCAUGCCACAAUACAAAGCGCAACAACUGCUAAUCCCCAGUGUGACCACGGCACACAGAGGCCAGUACAGGUGCCGGGUCUUCAACUUGUAUCACCAGGCGUGGAGCGAGGCUGCAACUGUCACGAUAGGCCCGACCUCCAUCGCAGAUGUGUCGUUGGUACAAGUUGAUCGUGGCAUAGAAUCCCGUCAAGUGGACAGGUCCGUCAGCAGUGCAGGAAGUCCUCCACCACGAGCACCAGCCAACACUUUCUAUGCAACAGACAAGGUGGCUCUCCUGAUGGGCAACCUGAACUACCGGCACCUCAAUGAGCUGUGUGCUCCCAUGGCGGAUGUCCACCAGUUAAGCAACCUGCUCAGACAAAUGGACUUCAAGGUGGUUUCUCUGCUGGACCUCAAUUGGCAGGAGAUGCACAGCGCCGUCACCGAGUUCCUUCUGCUCCUUGGCAAAGGAGUUUACGGCUUGCUGUACUUUGCCGGCCACGGCUAUGAGAACUAUGGCAACAGUUUUAUGGUUCCCAUUGAUGCACCAGCCUCCUACACGUCAGAGCACUGCUUGUGCGUGCAAAAUAUUCUUACUAGGAUGCAGGAGAAAGAGACGGGACUCAAUGUCUUCCUGCUGGACAUGUGCCGCAAAAGAAACCCAAACGAUGGAGUGGUGGUCCAGCCUGGAGAGGUGAAGGUGACGGCCAACAUCGUGUUUGGCUACGCCACGUGUGUUGAUGCAGAAGCUUACGAGGUGAAGAGGGAAGACGUGUCCAACGGCAUCUUCAUAAGCUUCCUCAAGCGCCGUGUGUGUGAUGGCGAGAAGGUCACGGUCAUGCUGGACAGGGUAGCGGAAGACAUGGGCCGCUUUGAAAUCACCCGAGGGAGGCAGGCUCUGGAGCUCCGCAGUAAUCUGUCUGAGCCACGAUCCCUCACUGACCCCAUUCGGACGCGGGACUGUUCUGCAGCCCAUUCAGCUCGGAACCUCCAGUGGGCCGUCGCUCAUGUACUCCCUGAGAGUCGUUUCAUCCACUUUGACUGCGGUGUGAAGGUCCAGCUAGGGUUUGCUGCUGAGUUCUCCAACAUCAUGGUCAUCUACACGCACGUACUGGACAAGCCCAAAGAAAUACAUUCAUGCUCCGCUCAACUGAUUGACUUCCCUGAGGAGGUGGACAUCGACCUGAAGAAGAGCAACCAGGAAAGCCUGCUUGAAGCCGGCAGUUUGUUAUUAAUCAAGGAAGAUCUCCCCUCACCAGAACUCCCCAGUCUCUACACGCGCAUUGGAAACCUGCAGAGGCUGAAGAAGGAGCUGACGUUCUGCCUAUGUCUCCAUUAUAUUUACUCCAACAUGGAGGAGGAAGUAGAGGAAAGGCGAGCCAUUACAGUCGGCAAACCGCUGGUCUCCAAACUCAACCUCCAUCAACCACGAAGCUCCGCGAGCACGUCCUUAAGCCUCGACUCAUGUGAUGUCUCGGAGGUCUCUUCUUUCUCGGAGGACUCUUCCUCCUCCAAUACAUGCUACAACUGAUAAAUGUGGGCACAAACAUUGGUGCUCGGCAUGAAAGCUCUCAUGUUGGACUAAGUAGCGAAAACAUCAGCAAGCACAGUACGUCCCGUAUCUAAAGUGGCUAGUUGUCUUGUGUCACUGUCUAAUAAGUCCCACUGGAAACAUCAGCUUCUCUCUCCAGGAAUAACUAUUCUACACGACACUACAUGCUGUACUACCACCCAGUAUUAGGGCCACAUUCCACAAUAAAGUCAUACAUUUACCAGAAUAAAGUUGUAAUAUUACCAGAACAAAGUCUUACACUUACCAGAAUAAAGUCAUAAUAGUACGAGAAAAAGUUGUAAUAUUAGACGAAGAACGUCGUGACUCUUACGAGAAUCAAGUCAUGAAUUUACAGAAAAAAAUUGUAAUAUGAGAAAUUUUAAAAAUGGAAAAAAGGUAACACUUUACAAGAAUAAAUUAGAAAAUUCACAAGAAAUGUCUUCAAUGUACAAGAGUCAAGCUAUACAUUUAAGAAAAUAAGCCAUAAAUUUAUGAGAAUAAAGUAGUAAAUGUGUGAGAAAAAAAACACGUCAUAUUUACAUUUAUGAGGAAAAAACUCAUAACUUGUUGUAACAGGCAUUGUCUAAGACGCUAUGAAAAGGGCGGGACUUAGGUGACCUUUGGCCUUGGACAUGUGGAGGGGGCGGGGACAUGCUAAUCUGUUUGUGUUUUGCUGCCACGUUUUAAAUAAAAGCUUGCCUUCCUUCCUGAAGAACUAUGCUCUAUUUUCCCUCUCACAACUCAUAGUAACUCUUUAUUCUCAUACUUGUACAUCUUUAUUCUCCUAAUAUUACCACUUUGCUCUCAGAAUAAUAUAUUAAUACUGUGUACACUGUAAGUACUAACACGGUGUGGCAGUGUAUAUACACUGUAAGUUAUACUGUGUGGUAGCGUAUUGAGUGUAAGUAAUACUGUGUGGUAGUGUACAGUAUACAAGUAAUACUGU